Messenger RNA from Capsaspora owczarzaki ATCC 30864, 2396 nucleotides. RefSeq lists its product as hypothetical. The record is from RefSeq and is a predicted model, not a curated record. Lineage: Eukaryota; Filasterea; Ministeriida; Capsasporidae. Gene Ontology annotation, molecular function: phosphatidylinositol-5-phosphate binding. Gene Ontology annotation, cellular component: plasma membrane. The transcript is spliced from 8 exons. Gene Ontology annotation, biological process: regulation of signal transduction. The coding region runs from base 63 to 2288 and encodes 741 amino acids.
GUUAUUUUUUUUUUUUUCCUUUUUGGUUGUUCAUCCCUUUUCUCGAAAUCCAAACUUUGACCAUGACGACCAUUUCGCAUCCCGUGUUUGAACGUGCAGUGAAUGGCAAGGACAUGACUGCCAUCGGCGAGCUGUUUGCGGUCAAUGCCGACGACGUUGCCCAGCACACCGAGUCCAUUCUGGCCGGCAUCAGCGCCAAGGUCGACUCGGAGGCGUACGGCUCCGACGCCGGCGAGAAGACGUGCAUCGAGAGCUCUGUCUCUGCCUUCAUGGUUGCCGCCCGCAAUGCUGAGGAUUUGCUGAUUGACAACAUUGAGCACUUUGUCGCGCUCAUCGAGGUCUUGCUCAAGUACAACCUCGAGUCCGGCAAGCCCCAUGCAGAGCUCCUCAAGAACGUCCUCUACAUCCUGCAGAGCCAAUACUCCAAGGCCAAGAUCAUCCAAAAGUCGCUUGCCACCGUCAUCAAGGUGCCCGCCAAGGGCCGCGACGAUGGCCUCAACCAGACGGUUGCGGGCAUGUUUGCCAUGACCACCAUUGUUGGCGGAAAGAUCUUUGUGCCGUACGUCUCGACGGUCAUCAACCUGGUCCUGACCAACCCGGCCAACCAACGCUCGAGCUUCCUCACCGUCCUCAACAACGUCUACCCGUUCGCGCGCGAGGAGGUCCAUCCUUUUGUCCCCAAGCUGGUCAAGAUCUUUGAUUCCGGCGACAUGGGCAGCAGUGUCACCGCUCUGCAAAUUUUGAGCGCCGUUGCCAAGAAGAACCCCGAACUGCUUGAAAAGUUCAUUGACGACUUUGUCCCCGCCCUCAGCUCGCCAAUGUCGGGCGCAAUGGCCAUCAUGAUGCUGGUUGACCUGGCUGUUGCCUACCCUGACCACUUCGUCAAGCACCUCGACGACAUCAAGGCAUCCGUGAGCACCAACCAAACGUUCAUCUACAAUGCUCCCAAGAUUAUUGGAGCUGUCGGCCGUUCGUCCGAGGAGCGAGCUCGCCAGAGCAUGGAAACGCUGUUCGAGUGGCUCAAGACAUCGCCCGACCAGAAUGCGGUGCCGCUGCUCAUGCUGGAGAUCAAGAACGUUGCUGGCGCCUUCAAGGCGUCCUUGACCCCGUACCUUGAUUUCAUGCAAGAGUACAUCAAGUCGACUCCUAACGAGUCUACGCGCACGGUCGGCCAGAGCAUUUUGGAUGCCUACCACGACCGCACGCUCGAAAACCUCGGCAACCAGGUCGUCGCCACCGACGCCAAGAUUGAGGUCGUUGUCAAGGACACCCAGGAGGUCAAGGCCAAGGUCGAGGAGGUGGAGAAGCGCGUCCUCACUCUCGAAGAAGAGCUCAAGGAGAUUGACCUGUUCGUUCAAGACCACAUCAGCGAGCUCAAGGAGUUUGUUGCUGGCAUUGUCAAGAAGCUUCCUAUUCCGAUGAACUUUACGACUGAGGACCGCUUCCUGAAGAUUCAGAAGGUUCUCGUGCUGCACUUUGAGUGCGCUUGCAAGAGCCCCCACUGCCAGUUCAGCAAGGGCAAGACUUUCCGCACCGAGACCAAGGUCAUUAACAAGUGGAUCAAGGUCGCUUUCUCUGCGAUUCAGGUCGGCAAGGCCAUUUGGGACAAGGAUGUUGGUGCCGUGGUCGAAGGCCUUCGAUCCGUCUAUGAGAUUGGCAAGUCUCAGUACGACACUAGCUUCCAGACUUUCAUUACCGAGCCGUUCUUGACGUCGAGUGAGUCGGAUGAGCUGAUCAACCAGCUUCGCGAUGCCAAGUUCUUUGAGGCCUUCGAGUACGACGCCCAACUCGGCAACUGGGUCUGCCACCCCUGCGCUCACCCACCGGCACCGGUCGCCGAGCCCGCUGCCGUUGCGGUCGUGGCUUCUCCUGUCGCUGCUGCUCCUGAAGCCGCCUCGAGCUCUGCUGCCGAGCCAGCAGCGACACCUGCUGCUGCGACGCCUGCUGCUGCGACGCCCGCUGCUGCGACUCCAGUGGCUGCUCCCCCGGCCAUCCUCGAGGGUGUCCUCCACAAGCGCGGUGGCAAGAUUGUGCGCCAAUGGCAGGCCCGCAACUUCAAGCUCACUGAAAAGACCCUGGAGUACCGCCUGAUUGGCAAGGACGGACUUCGCGGUUCGAUCGAGCUUAGCGCAGUCACUGCCGCCGAACUGGUGCCAGUUGCCAACAUCAAGCGUCCUCACACGUUCAGCCUUGUCACAUCGCUGAAGACGUACCACAUCUCUGCAGACUCGGACGAGACUGCGACCAAGUGGCAGACCGCCAUUGCUGGCUUGAUCAACCGUUCCUAAGUUGUUGGGUUUGGUUUCGAGAUCGUGCAUUUUCGUUUGUUGUUCUUUUUUUUUUCUUUUUUUUCUGUGUUGACAUGCUUGCCAUCAUUCAAUAAAGUCUUGCAGUUG